GCUUCAGAUAGUACCCUAAACUGCGCUGUGAGCAAGAAGGCUUACGAAACGCCAUAGCCGGAGCCAACCACCACCAUCUUCUUUAUAAGUCAUUAACUCCGGGAGCCUGCUUCCAGUUUCCACCAAAAUUGAGCUUUCCUUAGCUUCUAAUGGCGGCUACUCCAAUGAAUUCUCUUUCGCUUUCCCAUGUCCCCUUCUCCCUUCCAAUUCAAUCUAAAUGUCACUCUUUAGAACAGAAAACUCUAUUCCUUCCACUCAGCCCCCUGACCGAGCUGAACCUCGCAAUUAAGCGUUCUACUGCCACCCAUCCGGUCCCCAAGUUCAGCCGUCGCGCCACCACUGCCACUGUAUCAUUUAGCCUCCCGGCUUCGAAACCUGAGGGCAUUUCCCCCGAUAAACUCCCGAAAUGGUCGGCAAGAGCAAUUAAGUCAUUUGCAAUGGCAGAAUUAGAAGCAAGGAAACUCAAAUAUCCAAAUACAGGCACAGAAGCAUUGCUAAUGGGAAUUUUAAAUGAGGGAACAAGUAUAGCUGCUAAGUUUUUAAGGGCUAAUGGAAUUACACUUUUCAAAGUAAGAGAAGAAACUGUCAAGCUACUUGGAAAAUCUGACAUGUAUUUCUUCAGCCCAGAACAUCCUCCAUUGACUGAACCUGCUCAGAGGGUGCUUGAUUGGGCUGUCGCAAAGAAAGUAGAGUCAGGUCAAUCUGGGGAAAUAACUGUAGGUCAUUUGCUUCUUGGCAUUUGGUCAGAGGAAUCAGCUGGUCGCAAGAUCUUGGCCACCCUUGGCUUUGAUGAUGAGAAAGCGAAAGAGAUUGAAAAAACCGUGGACAAGGAUACAACUUUCAGUAGAUCGAUCGUUUAGGAAGAUGUGAUGUGAUUUUCAUAUUUUCGUCAAUGAAAUCCUGACAAAGAAAUCCCCAAAUGAGAUUCAUAUGAUUUGGACCUUUGUGCAUUCAUUUGGUGAUAUAGUGAUUUGCCUGUUUAAUCAGCACCUGCCGUUCAACGUAAUCAGCUUCAUUGGAAUUGACUGUUGCUCGAACUUGUGGAGUGCUGGUAUGGUACGCUACAUUUAAAUGGUCUCUAAUUGCUUGCGGGACAUAGUUUUCUUACUGUGGCUCUUUUUGGACAAGCGACCUGAGUUGAAAAGGGAAAUAAUAACACUUAUAAUUAGCACAUAAGAUUCUUAAUUUAAUCUUUGCAAGACA
Molecule: messenger RNA, 1203 nt
Organism: Cucurbita maxima (winter squash)
Lineage: Eukaryota; Viridiplantae; Streptophyta; Magnoliopsida; Cucurbitales; Cucurbitaceae
Product: ATP-dependent Clp protease ATP-binding subunit CLPT1, chloroplastic-like
Exons: 6
Coding region: 150-860 (236 amino acids)
Source: RefSeq, a predicted model, not a curated record